Molecule: messenger RNA, 698 nt
Organism: Chiloscyllium plagiosum (whitespotted bambooshark)
Lineage: Eukaryota; Metazoa; Chordata; Chondrichthyes; Orectolobiformes; Hemiscylliidae
Gene: cunh6orf120
Product: chromosome unknown C6orf120 homolog
Source: RefSeq, a predicted model, not a curated record
UUCACGGAGGUGGCAGCAGUGACGGGCGGCGCCGCUCUUGGCCUCCGGCUCCUUGUUGCAGGGAGCGGUUCCGGGCAGCAGGAGCGGAGCGGCCGCGGGGAUGCCGUACAGAUGACACUGGCUGGUUCAUCAUUUCUGACAGCGUAAUGUCUCUGGUGUGCGGGGCGCUUCUGACGGUGUUUCUGUGCCAGCUGGUGCUGGGUACAUUGGGCGGAUCCUCUGCCAGCGAGCCAGUCUCGGACGACUGGAUCCUACUGUACGUGCACCACGACCAGAUUACACCCGGAAACUACACCUACAUGUACCUCGAGGACGCUGGCCGACUCGUGUUACGGAUAGACAGUUACCGGGGUGAUGCUGACCUCUAUGUCUCUGACUCCACCCGAUACCCCAGUUUCGAUGACUAUGAGCUGCAGUCGACCACAUGUGGCUCGGACUGGGUGGUAGUGCCCUCCAGAUUCCGCCGUCCAGUGGCUGUUGGUGUCUACGGGCACCCUUCGCACCUGGAGACGGAAUACGAGAUAAGGAUCUACCUCGACCAAGGAGUGAUCGAGGACCCCUUUGCUGAACUCUCCUAUCCCACUGAUGAGGGCACUGGUGACGGGACCCCGGGAAAGACAGUACAAGAGGAGAAGUCGAAUCCUACAAUGUUGAAGAAAGCGCCAUGUUCAGUGACAGACUGACUGAAGCCACUACAG